AUGGAUGGUCAUAAUUAUAAUCCAAAAAUUUCAACCAUUCCGACGAACUUUUGUAUUCAAAAUGCGCGUCAAGUUUUAGUAGAAAGCAGCUAUGGUGAUUUUGGGAUGUCCUCUUCUCCACCGUCCGAACCAUAUUUGGGUCAAAAAGGCAGAAAGUUUUCUGCAUUUAAGGACUUGAAAGAAAAUUUAAUCGGGGAGUCCGUAUCGAUUCGCGGAUUGGUCACUCGCAUUUCGGGUAUAAAAUUACUUGCGUCUGAAGUGAUGUUCACAUGUAUGGAAUGCAAAGGCCUCCAACAAUUGGAAUUUGAUGAAAGAAGAUAUUACCCUCCGUUUAAAUGUAAAACUUAUGGAUGCCGAAGCAAAGAAUUCAUUCCCAAUCUGAAAUUUGACGAAGAGAAAGGCCAAAAAUCCUAUGAGGAUGUACAGGACAUCAGAAUUGAUAGGCUCCAAGAGGUUUUAGGUGAUAGUGACGAAAACUUAAUACUUCCAAAGAUCAUUGAUUGUGAAUUAAGAAGCAAAUUGGUAGACGCGGUAAAACCUGGCGACUUUGUUACUGUCAUCGGGAUACUUCGGGUUUAUGAAACUCCGGCCAAGGAAAGGACAAAGAAAGGAACGAGGAUGCACCAUUUGUACAUUGAUGUCGAAAAGAUCAGGAAAAUCACAAUUAUUGAACAUUUUUCGUCAUGGGAAAUCACGGAAGGUAUCGCGGCACAAAACGAUGGUUUUUUCUCGUUAAAAGACUUAUAUAUGAUAAAAAACUUUAUCGAGUGCCAAUCGAAUAAUAUUUUCAAGCGAAUUGUAAACUCUUAUUGCCCAAACGUUUAUGGACAAGAACUUGUCAAGGCCGGAAUAUUGCUCUCUAUAUUUGGUGGAAUUGAUAAUGGCACGAUAAAUGUCCUAAUAGUUGGUGAUCCUGGAACAGAUAAAGCUGAUCUUCUUCAAGCAGCCAGUUCAAUUUCACCUCACACAGUAUUUACUCCUGUAAGUCAAGGUGGCAGCACGCCAAUAUUGCCGACAUUAUACCAUGAAAAGUUAAGAGAUGAUUGGAUUCUUGAUGCGGGAACGCUUGUUUUGAGUAAUGCCGGAAUUUGUAGAAUUGAUGACUUUGAGAAAAUAGGACAAUCAAAUGCCCUUGCGGAAGCCAUGUCAAGAAUGUCAAUCUCGAUCAGCAAAGCAGGCGUGAAAGGUUCACUCAACGCUAAAACUAGUAUAAUAGCAACAGCCAAUCCCGUCAGUGGGCAUUAUGAUAAAAGCAAAUUUUUAUCAGAAAACUUGAAGAUCGGAAACGCCAUCCUCUCGAAUUUUGAUCUCGUCUUCUUAUUGUUGGAUAUUCCAGACGAAGAGAUGGACCAUUAUCUUUCGGAGCGCGUCAUGACUAUUCACUCGGGUGCAUUUUCAAAUGGAGAUUUAUACAAGGGCCAAAUAUAUGUACCAUCCAUACGAGACAUUAAUAGAAGUCGUGCAGCUGACAUAUUACCAUUAUCAGAAAAAUUAAAGAUAGGAAUGGACGAUGAAAAUAAGGAGUUACUCGACAAUGCGUUUCUUCAAAAAUAUGUGGUUUACGCGCACAAAUAUGUUCAACCACGACUGUCAAGGGAAGCGCGAGAAAUGAUCAAGUUAUUCUUUGCAAACAUGGGAAACAAAUAUCGAUCGAUGAAUGAUAUGCCGAUCACCACCAGACAACUGGAAACUAUGAUUAAGUUAUCACAGGCGAGAGCUAGAAUGGAAUUGAGAGAGACAGUUAUUGUUGAAGAUGUUGAGGACGUUGCAGAAAUUAUGGAAUUUUGCCUGUUUAGGAUUCAACGAGAUGAAAACUCGCGUGCAAAGGGGAAAUCUAAAGCUGGUAAAAGAUCGGGAAAACAGGCAGAGACAAAGAGGUAUGAGAUUGCGUCAUUCAUCACAUAUUCGUUUAUAUUAAAGUUAAUCUACACCAGGUUCUUGGAGGAACUUGGAAAAAUCAGUAAUGCCAAAAGGAGCGAUAUUUUUACCUAUCAAGAGCUGAAACAAUUUGCCAUAGAUUCCAAGCUACAAUAUGAUGACUUUCAAGGUUUUAUAGAGUCGCUUAAUGAUCAAAGCCUACUGCUGAAGAAAGGCCUAGGCAAAUUUCAAUUGAGGUUUGAAUCAAAUUAA
Messenger RNA from Acaulospora morrowiae, 2130 nucleotides. The record is from the annotation of a GenBank genome assembly. Lineage: Eukaryota; Fungi; Glomeromycota; Glomeromycetes; Diversisporales; Acaulosporaceae.